GUAGUGGUUAAGAGCUCGGUUGCUAACCCAAAGGUCGGCAGUUCGAAUCCACUAGCUGCUCUGUGGAAACCCUGUGGGGCAGUUAUACUCUGCCUGUAGGGUCACUGUCAGUCGGUAUUGAGUUGAUGGUAAACGAGUAAGAAUAUAGAGAAGAGAGAAGCAGUUUCAUAAAUGUUUAAUUCUUUGUUCUGGGACCUUAGAGUUUUUAAGAUCCUUUUAAUGAGCCAGUUUUGUAUCCAAUGCCUCACUCCCCUUUCUAAGUAGGUGAAAUCACUUAGUGAGUAAUAGGUUUGGGACUAGAGGCUGUUUGGAUUUCUAGGCGAGUCCUUUUUCAAUUCUAUCACACUGUUAAACUAGUUUCUAAUUCAGGAAAAUAAAAAGAAUACAAUGGGGAAAGAUAAGAAUGAUUAAACAGACUCUAGGGGAGAAUCUGGGAUUAGAAGCACAAACUGCUUGUCUUCUUUAUACACCAGACAAGUUUUCAGAUUUUCCUAUAUCUUAAUAUAUUUGUGAGACAGUGCUGGUUUACCGUCUAAUAGUUGUUUGAAAGGAAUUUUAAUUUAAAUGAGGUGUUCCAAAAACUAAAAGAUGACUAAUCUAAUGUUAAUUCUACUAAGUGAUAAUAUUGUGUAUGUGGUGCUCUUUUCUAGAUCAUUUGCAUAUCUUACAAUUAAGGACAGAACACCACAGAUCUUAACUAAGGUUAUCGAUACACUGCAUCGGCAUAAAAAUGAAUUUUUUGAGAAACACGGAGAGGAAGGUACAGAAGCUGGAAAGAAAGCUAUUUCUCUUCUUUCUAAAUUACGGAAUGAAUUGCAAACAGAUAAACCGAUUGUCCCUUUGGUGGAGAAAUUUGUUGAUACUGACAUAUGGAAUCAGUACUUAGAAUAUCAACAGAGUCUUAUGAAAGAAAGCGAUGGAAAGCCCAGGUGGUUUCACUCACCGUGGUUGUUUGUCGAGUGCUACAUGUAUCGCAGAAUUCAUGAAGCACUUACGCAGAGUCCACCAAUUGAUGACUUUGAUGUAUUUAAAGAAUUAAAAGAACAAAAUUUCUUUGAGUCACAGGAAUCUAUCAUUUCUUUAUGUACUUACCUGCAAGAAUUGAUGAGAACUAUUGAAGAACUAGAUGAAGAUCAGCUGAAAAAUGAGUUUUUUAAAUUUCUGCAGAUUUCUCUGUGGGGAAAUAAGUGCGAUCUGUCUCUAUCAGGUGGGGAAACUAGUUCUCAGAAGAACGAUUUAAUAAGUUCUCUGGAAGACCUAAAACCUUUCAUUUUAGUGAAUGACAUGGAACGCCUUUGGUCAUUGCUUAGCAAGAAAACAAGAGAAAAAGCAUCUGUUAGAGUGGAUAUUGUUCUGGAUAAUUCUGGGUUUGAACUUACUACAGAUUUAGUAUUAGCUGACUUCUUACUGUCCUCUAAACUGGCUACUGAGAUCCAUUUUUAUGGGAAAAGGAUUCCAUGGUUUGUGUCUGAUACUACUAUACAUGAUUUUAAUUGGUUAAUUGAACAAGUAAAACAUUCUAAUCAUAAGUGGGUAGCCAAGUGUGGGGUUGACUGGGAAAACUGUGUUAAAAUGAGCAGAUUGGUUUACCAUGAUCAUAUAUUUUGGACUUUGCCUCACGAGUACUGUGCAAUGUCUCAGGUUGCUCCUGACUUAUAUGCAGAGCUACAGAAAGCAGAUUUAAUUUUAUUCAAGGGUGAUUUGAAUUAUAGGAAGUUGACAGGUGACAGAAAAUGGGCAUUUACCAUUCCAUUUCAUCAGGCUUUGAGUGACUUCCACCCUGCUCCUCUUUGCAGCAUAAGAACAUUAAAAGCUGAGAUUCAGGUUGGUCUACAGCCGGGCCAAGGUGAAGAGCUUGCAGCCUCGGAGCCCAGCUGGCUCACCAGUGGGAAGUAUGGAAUCUUCCAGUUUGAUGGUCCCCUAUGAUUGGGUUUCUGAGCUCUCAGUUGUGUAGAAAGGUCUGAUGAGCGCUUUUCAUCCCCAGACAAGCAGUGUGUGAGACCUGACUGCUCCAUGUUAGCUCUGGGAAGUUAGAUUCUCAGGGCUUAUUUCCAUACACACUGGAUGAUUUUGUUCUUUGAACAUUUUGCCCCAUUCCAUUGUUUUGGGGAUAGAUGGCUUAAGUUAGUUACAGAUAUUAUAUUUAUGUUGGAAUUUUAGUAACUUAUUUCAAGAUGAAUGUACAAUUCCAAGUGGUUUUGAUGAACUUAUUUUCAGUUGGGUAGAAAGCAAAAUAUGAGUGAAUUCUGGUUUUAAAAUUAGUUAAACCUUUUUUUUUUUUUUUUUUAAAUACUAUAGUGCAUGGUAUUUAACAUUCUAGGAAGCAUGGAAUUUUAUUUAACUUGAUUUGGGGCUCCUGAAAUAAGGAUCCCAUGAAAAUAUACAUUUUAAUGACUCUUUACAAAGAGAGGCAUUUCUUACAACUGUGAUGUUUGGACACAUGAAAGUAAAACUUACCUCAUAAGUUAAUUCUAACUUUUGUUGUUCUUGACUUAUUUCAUUUCAAAUAAUAGCUUGUUUUAUUUGCAAACAUUUGUAUUACAUUUGACCUGUGGAAUGGAUGGUAGGAAACACAAAAUUGAAGAGGAUGAAGCAGAUGGUAUUUGGAGAAAUGGAUAAUGUUUUACCUUUCAUUUAUGAUACCCAUGAUCAGCUGAAGUACGUUCUGUUACCACAUAACUGUUUUAAAUGAGCAGACUUUUAGUUUGCACUACAAUUGUUAAAAAAUGCUUUAGAUAGAAAAGAUUCUUGUGCAUCAAGUUUAGAGUACUACCAACAAAUGAAUUAAUUCAUUUUUUAUAUUUCUUACACAUUUAUUUGUCAUCACCACAGCUAUUAAAGACUAUAAAUUUUAUGUCAGUUUAUUCUGAAGCUAAAAUUGGAAACAGACCUGGAAAUGUUUUCUUGCACUGGAAUAAUAAAAUGAAUUGUACUGAAAAUCUUGGUUUUAUUUUCCAAUGGGGAAUGCCAAAAAUGGAAGACUUAAAUGAGGUCUGUAUGAGUUUAAAAUGAAACUUUAUUAAGAAACUCAUAAUGUGCAUUAUAGACAUUGCCAAAAGCAGUUUUUAAUAAUGCCACUUACAAAUGAGUUUAUAGUCUGCAUCCUUGCUAAUCUUAAAUUUGGCUUUUGGGUUUUUGUG
Messenger RNA from Trichechus manatus latirostris (Florida manatee), 3140 nucleotides. RefSeq names its product acidic residue methyltransferase 1 (gene DCPH1). The record is from RefSeq and is a predicted model, not a curated record. Gene Ontology annotation, molecular function: phosphatase activity. The transcript is spliced from 4 exons. Gene Ontology annotation, biological process: DNA damage response. Lineage: Eukaryota; Metazoa; Chordata; Mammalia; Sirenia; Trichechidae. Gene Ontology annotation, cellular component: nucleus. The coding region runs from base 589 to 1926 and encodes 445 amino acids.